Messenger RNA from Chionomys nivalis (European snow vole), 1779 nucleotides. RefSeq names its product melanoma antigen preferentially expressed in tumors-like. The transcript has 7 exons. Bases 1 to 1779 code for a protein of 592 amino acids. The record is from RefSeq and is a predicted model, not a curated record. Lineage: Eukaryota; Metazoa; Chordata; Mammalia; Rodentia; Cricetidae. Gene Ontology annotation, cellular component: cytoplasm.
AUGUCUGCUGUGCUUGCGGCCAGGCUCUCCAUCAUAAUGAGGACCGGUUGGGGUCCUCAAGCGGCUUUUGAAGUUCUCGCGCUCUGGUCUGCCGCGUCUGAGGUGCUGAAGAAGUCGGAAAACUCUCCCCGCUCCCCUACUCAGUUUGGCCCUGUUGGCGCGAGGCAGCCCAGUUCUCGCGAGGAAGCCUUUCUUCGCCCUGUUCGCUCAAGGCGUAGGUCCCGGCUUGUUUUCUCGAGGCAGCGUUCCGGCCCUGUUCACUUGAGGUUCCCUCAGCACUGGAUUUGGCUUUUAGAUCCCUUCAUCCCCGAAGAAGGCUGUGGUGGUGGGUCCUUAGAUCCACAGAUGGAAAGGAGUGCUUGGGAACAAAAUGGGAUGGGGUUCACAAAAAUGGAUGCAAACAAUCCCACAACUCUGAUGGAUCUUGCUAUACAGUGUUUGCUGAGACAUGAGUCUGCAGCAAUCCAAGCUCUGGAGAAUAUUCCAAGAUAUUUUUUUGUUCCAUUGUUCAUUGCUGCCUUCAAGGGUGGGCAUAUGAAUAUAUUGAGUGAGAUGGUGAAAGUUUGGCCCUUUUACUGUCUCCAUCUUGGAACAUUAACUGUACGGGAGCCUCAUCGUGAACUCCUGAAAGCCAUGAUUGAGAAUCUUCCAGUAUAUCCUGCAAAGAACUCUGCUUCUCGGAAACCUAAACUGAGGAUCUUAGAUUUAAGGCGAGACAUUGCCUGUAGGAUCACAUGCCCUGAAGUCAGAAUCGAAUCACCUUUCUGUUUACAUGCUUGCACUUAUUCUGACCAGUCUGUCAAAAAAAUGGAAGGACAGCUUCGUUUUACAGAUUUAGAGUCCAUUAUUCGCUUACCCCUGGGGCCUGUCGAAUUACUAGUGGAUUUUUCCCUACGUAGCUCCUUAAUGGAAAAGGAAUUUUUGGUUUUGCUUGUGAGGAAAAUUGUGGAGAGUUUAGGGGCUUUGAACAUAUACCGUCGGGAUUUGCAAGUUGUUAAAUUGGGUGACCGCAGACACACCCGGAGAUUUCUUGAUUUCAACUGUGUUAAUUGGCUGUCAGUUAAUAAGGGUUCUCUGAGUCAUACCACCAACAUCCCGUCUCAGAUGAGCCACCCAAAGAGCCUUAGUCUGCUUAAAGUCCCUUUUAGAUCUCUGAGUCGGAAAGUCUUUAAAAAUUUCCAUAAUCAUUUGCAACGUAUGGAAAACCUUAAGGAACUCAACUUGUCUUCAUUCUGUCUCAAAACCCAUCUGGACAGCAGGCGCAGAGUUCUGCCACCUAACCUGGAUUUUUUGUAUCUGUCAUUCUGUAAUAUAUCCUACAGAGACUUCAGAUUUCUAGCCCAGUGCCCUCAGGUUUGCCAACUAAAGAUGUUGAAUCUUAGUAACAAUGCAAUGUAUUGGGAUGACUUUGAGCCCUUUCAAACUCUUCUGUUAAAUCUCUCUGGUACUCUUAAGCAUCUAGAGAUAAAUUAUUACCUUAUAAAUGAUUCUGCAAUCUCUAUUCUUAUCCCUGCCCUAAUUUCUGGUACUCAUCUCUAUAUCCUGGUCUUUGCUUCUAACCCCAUCACAAUGCCUAUGCUUAUGAAUAUCAUGCGUAGUUUAACACCCUUGAUUAAACUAAAAUAUGUGAUUUAUCCUAUCCCUAUACAUUGCUAUGAACGAUGGGAUUUUCUGGGCAGUUUAGACCGACGGAGGCUUGCCAUUGUACAAGUAGAUCUGAAGGCGAUGCUACAGGUUGCAGGGAGACGUGACAUGAAAUGGAUCACUUACCCAGAGUAA